Bursaphelenchus xylophilus (pine wood nematode) is the source of this 955-nucleotide messenger RNA. The record is from the annotation of a GenBank genome assembly. Lineage: Eukaryota; Metazoa; Nematoda; Chromadorea; Rhabditida; Aphelenchoididae.
AUGUCACCCAAGAACUCCGUGACCUUUGCCAAUCCCCUCCGUUCUCAAAGCGUGGAUGUGGAAGGGAUCAACAACUCGCCCGGAAAACAGCUCCCGAGGUCUGGCUCCCAACUUACCAAUUACUUUCGGCCAGCUCAUAGCGAGAUUCGUUUUAGAAAGAUGCGAUUCUUAAUUACCGAUCGUCCUUCCGAUCUCACAGUGGAUCAUUACAUAAAUGUAAGUUUCUUUACACAUGUUCGACUUUUCUUUGCUUUUGCAUUUUUGUUGACAUUGUAAAUGGAUCCCAGAAGUCAUAUGGCACCUUAUUUUUAGGAUCUCACCAGACACCGUGCCACCGUUCUGGUCCGUGUUUGUGAGCCCACAUACAAUUCCGAACCCAUCAAAUUGAAAGGAGUGGUGGUUGAGGAUUGGGAAUUCGAUGAUGGCCAACCUCCACCAUCAGAGGUCAUUGACAAAUGGCUUAACCUUUGUUUGGAGAAGUUCUCCGAAAAGGCGGGAGAGGAAUGCAUCGCCGUUCACUGUGUGGCUGGGCUGGGAAGAGCACCUGUUUUGGUGGGAAUCGCCCUUUUAGAGGCCGGGAUGAAGUGUGAUGACGCUGUUUUCUUGAUCAGAAGGUGAGAUCCAAUCAAUUUUUAAUCCAAAAUCUGCUGAUCAAACCCCUUUUUGCUGCCUAGAUCAAAUAAUUGAGACUUCCAGAACAUUCAUGGGCCUGAUUUUCGAUGACCGGACCCUGAGUUAGACAAACAAAUAGCAGGCUUCGUUUAAAUGAAAUAAAGUUAGAGUAAACAAGAGUUCCUCUCAUCCACCGUUAAUCCCAUAUGAUUUUAGUCAACGUCGCGGAGCACUGAACGAGAGACAGUUAUCCUUUCUCCAACAAUACAAGGGCCAGGGGCGUUUGCGAAAGCUGAGAUACGUGAACGAUACGAAGAAAGAAAAGAGUUGCGUCAUCAUGUAA